AUGGCACGCCAGCACACGCCAGCUCGACCUAAGCAAAGGGGAGCCAGCAAUCAUAAAGUGAGGACUGGCACCGCCACGGCGCCGAGCGUCAGCAUACUACUUUACUUCCUGAUGCAAUCAGUUACACCUCCACCUCUGACGACAUCACCGCUGAUUGCAACACGCAACUCCCGUCAACCCGCAUUGCGCGUCAAGAAAACGCGCGGCUCGAAGACAGUCAAGAUCUACAAGGGAUUCAGAUACACAAAGUCUUGGGCGUCUACAAAGAACAUAGUGUACCGGUGCAGCACCUAUCGUACUUUGCGCUGCGGCGGAGUGUUAAAGAUAACACCCCAUGGUGAAUGGAGCGUGGUAGGCGACCACAACUGCCGUAAUGAUGUGAUAGCGAACGGGUCGUUAAGGAAUGAGACCGUUGCUAUGAAGAAGAUGACCGACCGCCUCGCUACGGAGGACCCUGGCAUGCCGGAGGAAGAUAUUUGGGAGCGUGUCUGUGCUGAGUUCUACGGACCCAAUCGCGAAGAGCUGAUUGAAGCUUUAACCGAGGAGCAAGUUAAAAGCCGCAUCCGCCGAGUUCGCCGCCGUUAUUAUGGUGGAGCCAUCCACGGUAUAGUCGAGGUACCACCGUGCUCCAAGGUCAAGGACUCGGAGAUCCCGUUCUUUCGCUUCCAUCUAGUGGCCGCCCACCCUGAGCCGAAUACUCCGCCCAACCGUAUUUUGGGGUGGGCUCAUCCUGCCCUAAAGGAACUCCUACUGUACAACAGUGUUUCUCUCUUUAUCGACGAGCGGUAUUUCAUCACUGAGUGGAAUGUAUUUGGUAUCACUAACUCCGUGGUAGCACGUACCAAUAACCUCUUAGAGAGGUUUAACCGCGAAAUGAAUGCGGCGUUCAAGCCCCACCCCAAUCUGCGCCAGUUUGUUUCGACGAUAGGGCGAAUGUCAAGUGCGUACGCAAGAAAGCAGGCCAACAUCACACAAGGACUUGCCCGAAAGAAACAGCGUCCACCUCGUAUUUCACUUCCACCGGUACCAGACUUGAUGGACUUUGAAGUGCCACCUGAGUUGGACAACGACGAUGCCAACCUUGACGAGUCUGACGAGUCCCUUGAGUCACUAUGUAGUGAUAUGGAGGGCAACUUAAUUCUGCGAUGGGAUUCAUCGUCGGACGAAGAGCCUACGGUCAAUGCUGCUGCAGCUGCAGCUGCGGAAGGUUCGGAACAGGAGAUCGUAGAGGCCGCCAAUCAUUACGACUUCAGCCUGGACUGGGAUGGAGAUCAAAAGUCCGACGAGGAGAGCAGUUCAGAAGAGGAUUAA
Messenger RNA from Phytophthora nicotianae INRA-310, 1311 nucleotides. RefSeq lists its product as hypothetical. The transcript has 2 exons. NCBI's taxonomy places the organism in Eukaryota, Oomycota, Peronosporomycetes, Peronosporales, Peronosporaceae. Bases 1 to 1311 code for a protein of 436 amino acids. The record is from RefSeq and is a predicted model, not a curated record.